AAAAAAAAAAGCCUGCGUACAGACAGUUUCAUCAGCCGUCCUGACUGUCAUCCUGCAUUCGUGUGAAACGAAUGAAAUAGUAGAUGCCUUGGGUAAAGAUUAGCCGAUAGCUAAACAAAGGAAAACAAUCCUUGUUGACUAGAACGCCAUGAUUUCGACUUCACAAGUUAAAAUCUUUGCAUUCUAUGUUUGGUUGCCUCUGGUCUCGUCAGUUACAGUGUCCACACAGUAUGGAGACAUCGAAGGUCUUGUGACUUCGUACCCGAAUGCGUCGGCUCAGUUCAAGUCUGUCAGCAAGUUUUUUGGCGUUCCUUUCGCCGCUCCGCCGGUUGGAAAGCUCAGACUAAAAGCACCAGAACCACCAAAAGGAUGGAAACCGAAAGUUCUCCAAGCGAAGAAACAUGGGAACGUUUGUUGGCAACGCAAGCACAGAGUGCAGUUGAUAAAAUUCUACGAUCCAAAUUUCUCAUACAGCGAAGAUUGUUUGUAUCUCGAUGUGUACUCUCCGAACGUUGGUGUUAGUUUACCUGUGAUGGUUUACAUUCCUGGUGGAGGUUAUGAAGUGGGAACUGCAGUUUAUUAUCCCGGCGAUAUUUUAGCCCUACACGGGGUGGUGAUAGUUGUGAUCCAGUACCGUCUCGGACCAUUUGGAUUCUUAACGACCGGGGAUUCUGCGGCCCCUGGGAAUUUUGGAAUGUUGGAUCAAGUGGAAGCACUGAAGUGGGUGAAAGAAAACAUUGAAAACUUUGGAGGGGAUCCCAGCAAGGUGACCAUAUUUGGAGCAAGUGCUGGCGGAACAAGCGUAUCCCUGCAUCUUCUAUCGCCUCUAUCUAAAGGUCUUUUUCACCAAGCUAUUGCAGAGAGUGGAGUAGAUUUAAGCACCUUUGCGACUCAGCCUGUUUCGUACGGUCUACGUUUUGCUAAGGAGCUUGCUCAAAAUCUGGAUUGUGCUACAAGCGACCACAGCGCAAUGGUGGCCUGCAUACGCAGUAAGAAAGGCGAGGAAAUACAGAAUGCUUCCGCUUUAACAGAUCAUCAGUUCUAUAGGUAUCUGCGGUGGGCACCAGUCGUGGACGACAACUUUCUUCUCGACGAAACACGAAAUCUUCGCGAAAAAGGAAAUUUCAAGAAACUGAAACUAAUGAUCAGUUUUAACAGUCAGGAGGGAGGGACAUUUUUGGGGCCUCAUUCCAGAUCGUCUUUUGGAUUGACAGAAAAUGUGGACAACGGAGUGAGUUCGUCAUUCUUCAAGCAAUUUGUAACCAAGUUUGCGCACACUCGAAAUAGCAGUGAAGAAACCGCCGACCUCUUCGCGGACGCAUUUGAGUUCGUGUACACACCAUGGCCAGACAGCAGUAAUAAAUACGCACUAAGAAGCCAACUUGUUGACUUCAUUGGUGAUUAUCUGUACUUUGCACCAGGUCACGAGGUCGCCAACAUUCACAGCACAGUUGCUCCGGUGUACAUGUACGAGUUCGCACAUCGCAGAACAAAAGGAAAUAAGAACAAGGAGUGGAUGGGUGUGGUCCAUGGUGCUAAUGUACCUUACGAGUUUGGAAACCCGUUCUACCCUGGUCUUUCGUCAGAUUUUGACGCAGGCGAUAGAAACGUCAGUUUGUUCCUAAUGGAGUUGUACGUAAACUUCGCCAAGAGCGGCGAUCCAACACCCCAGCCAGUCAGCGGUGUUACGUGGGAGAGGUACAACAGCAGUCACAGAGCUUACUUGCGAGUUGACGUUCAUCCCAAGAUGGCGGCGGCGUUUGCUCCUCGCCGAAUGGCUUUCUGGAAUGAUUACUAUCCUAAACUGGCGCAAGUACAGUUUGAUACCAGGGACAAAGUGGUCAGCGAUGCUAACGUUGACGUUGCCAUGGCAAUGCUUUUUAAGGUUGUACUUAUGAUUGUUUUCGCCAUGUUGUACUGAGCUCGUAUACCUUGUUCAACCAAAAGUUAAGUCGGCCCAGCGUGGUGGGGUACAUAAUUCUACCACAUUUUUGAUCAAUUUCCUCUUGCAAUGUUAUAAAAUUGCUACUCUUAGUCGGUACAAAUAUCUUCGAUGAGUUCAUUUAAGUUUCAGAGUUUUUCAAGGCAAUGAUUAUUUCAACGCAAUGAUUUUUGCGGGAAAAAACUUAAAGGUUUCCAGAGCUCUGUAGAUUUUCUUUUGUUCGGUUUGAAACAAAGAGGAAGGAAAGAGUUUUAUUCAUUGCAAUUUUUUAAUAUUCAAGAAACAUGUUUUACUUAAUAAUGGAUACUUGAACUCUCCUUUUUAAUUUGUAGAUCAGUUUUUCCCCAUCACUGAUUAUUUCCCCCGUAGUUUCAUCUCUGCCUCUGGUCAGGUACUUUAUAUGACUGUUGACGGCAAUUUCGCGGCCACCCUGACGACAACCCGGUUAUAUAAUGUGACCACCUCGGUAAUAUUAGGGACCUUUUUUGUUACCUGAACAAGAUUUCAGCCAGUUUCACACUUCAAAUCCGCGUUAACGUAAGGACAGCUAAUUGAAGUACUGUUAAGAUGAUUUUGCUGGAAUUGCUAUUAAAUUGGAAAGCCUUUCUUCA
This is a messenger RNA of Orbicella faveolata, 2553 nucleotides long. RefSeq names its product neuroligin-4, X-linked-like. NCBI's taxonomy places the organism in Eukaryota, Metazoa, Cnidaria, Anthozoa, Scleractinia, Merulinidae. The record is from RefSeq and is a predicted model, not a curated record.